Caenorhabditis remanei is the source of this 609-nucleotide messenger RNA. RefSeq lists its product as uncharacterized. Lineage: Eukaryota; Metazoa; Nematoda; Chromadorea; Rhabditida; Rhabditidae. The transcript is spliced from 8 exons. The record is from RefSeq and is a predicted model, not a curated record. The coding region runs from base 1 to 609 and encodes 202 amino acids.
AUGCUAUCGAAUGUUGAUUUUGCGAGAUGUCCCACAUGUUUGGAAGAUUAUGAUGACAAUUCACACCGACCAUGUGUGGGAUUCUGUGGACACUCCAUUUGUUUGAAAUGUCAGACGAAAAUUGUAAGCUGUCCACUUUGCAAACGCAAGAACGCUUUUUUCGGCACAGUGAUUAACUAUCAGUUACUGGAUGCAUGCCUGGCUAUUCGUCAAAUGAUCAAUGAACCGAAGAGCCCAGUUGGUGGAAAGUCUCCAAACAGAGUGAGAGCUGUCAGUCAAAAAAGGAUGACCGAGACACCGAAUAUUUCGCAACAAGUUGUGAACGCUACUCGCAGAAGCCGAAGGACUGCCUUGGAAACAACCUUAGACAAAACGCAACAAAGAGAAAUCGAGAACAAUUGGAUUUCUCAGCAUAUUCCGGCGCCGGAAUCUCGUCGUAGAGACCGAUCUUUAAGGCGACUUUCAGAGAGAAUGGUGGGUGGAGAGAACACGCCAGCCGUCUGCUACAGAACCAUCUAUACAAUUCCGCCUCCAGAGAACUUUGCCGCCCAGGGAAUUCCGUCCGCCUUCAACCGAAUGUUCUUCGGACGUUCAUGUUUUGAGAUAUGA